ACCAAUCACCAUUGCUACACACGAACAUUUUAUGUUUGAGCAGCGCCUAAAGUUUUUAGUAAAAGUUGUUGUAUUUUAGUUCUUUUUAAUCCAUAAUCAUAGUUAACACAUUUAAAACUACUAAAAGUCCAUUAUGAACAUGUUUUCUGGAUAAGAUCCUUGGAUACUGGCCAUGACCCAGUUUUGAUGCUAAUCAUAAAAAAAACCUGAAUAUAUAUUCUGUAAACACUUUUGCUUUAUAUGUAGGAUUUGUUAACAAUACAUUUAUUUGGAUAAGCAAAAUUAGCCCUUUGUAAGUGAUGAUUGGAGUGCAUCAAGAUUUUUAUCUGUGUUCCAUUGGUAAUGCCUAAAAUGAUGAGCUGUGGCAGGUCCAGCCAGCUGGGUAAUGUUUUGAAGAAAAUAACUUAGCUAGCUAACCAUAGUAUUUUAACACAAAAUAAAAUGUCUUAGAACGUAACAACUAAUUAUACGAGAAUGUUUCAGAUCCUCGUAUAGGGCAUCUACUGUAGCUAACUGAAGUCCACGAUAUCAUACAACAAAAACAUUGGGAAAAGCCUACAAGCGGGACACAGACACACCUUAGCUUUAAACCGUUACGACUAAGACCAACAAACACCAAUGUGAAGGAGUGCGAUGAAGACUGUCAGUCCAAAGAAUUCGGUCUGGGUACUGUCUUGCCGUGAACGUGGUGCACGUGGCCUUGACUCGCAUCGCCUCCUGCAGCAACUUGUCGAAGAUAAGACCCGACGGAUGAAAUGGCAGAGCCAGAAAGUGGACUUACCAGACAACCCUCGUUCUACCUUCUUAUUGGCUUUCAGCCCAGACAGGACCCUAAUGGCUUCCACUCAUGUCAACCAUAACAUUUACAUAACAGAGGUUAAGACAGGGACAUGUGUCCACUCUCUGGUGGGCCAUCGCCGCACUCCUUGGUGUCUGACCUUUCACCCUACCAUCCCUGGAUUGAUGGCUUCAGGAUGUCUGGAUGGAGAGGUCCGCAUCUGGGACCUGCAUGGCGGCAGUGAGAGCUGGUUCACAGAGAGCAACAUGGCCAUUGCUUCCCUUGCCUUUCACCCUACUGCCCAGCUCCUUCUAAUUGCUACACACAACGAGGUUCACUUCUGGGACUGGAGUAGACGGGAGCCAUUUGCCCUAGUCAAGACUGCCAGUGAGACAGAGAGAGUCAGACUGGUGAGAUUUGACCCUCUGGGUCAUUACCUGUUGACAGCUAUAGUGAAUCCAUCUAACCAACAGCAGAGUGAUGAUGACUCUGAGGUCCCCAUGGAUAGUGUAGAGAUGCCCCACUUCCGCCCGCGAUCCUUCCCACAGUCUCAACCGGUGCGCCGUACGCCCAUCCUCCACAACUUCCUGCACAUCCUGUCAUGGAGAAACUCCGGCUCGCAGUCCGAGGACCAGGAUCCUUCCUCGCCUGCUGCCGAUGGGGCCGCUCACCUGCCUGGUUUCCCCUCCGGACGAUUCUCUGCUCUGAGUAAUCGCUCCCGGCCCCCCGACCAGGGCUGCGUGCAGCACCUGGGUAUGGUUUGCUUCUGCAGUCGGUGCUCUUCCACCCGAGCCCCUUCACCAACUGAAGAGGACCCUGAGAGCCUCAAUGCCAGGUCCCACGCCUCCACCUUCUCCUCUGCUCGCACUGAGGCCCGGCAACCAUCCGAGCAUCGCUCCUCCAACCGGCCCUCCGCCUUCAGCAGUGUGUACGGCGGUGCCGGAGGUCGCCCGCUGCGCAUUCCGUCUCCGGGCACUGGCCAGCGUGGAAUCCAACCAUCCAACCAACGCCUGGCAACCAACGCUACUCCGGCCCGAGCCCGUCAGCAUCAAGGCAGAGAGCACUCGGGGCGACUGGCGGGGGCAAACUGGACGGGCAGCAUGCUUGACAUGCGUCCGGAGCGUCCUGGGGAUCUCAGGAUAUCUCCACCCAGGACCAGUGCCUCAUAUGUCAGCCUUCUGUCCACGCUGAGGCCACAGGAAGGAUCCUCUCAGGCGCCUGACUACACCUCUGUAACAGAGGUUGCGAGCUUUCCCCGGGCAACGGUCGGCCACCAUGGGGAUGGGAACGCCUCGGCAGAUGGAGCAAGCGUUGGUAGCGGACACCACCCCCUCAUAGAGGGACCGAGCCACAGCCCCAGUUCAAUUCGCAACGUGCCGCGGUGCAAUUUAAAUCGCUAUUUCACCGAAUACAAUGGCACGCAACACCCAGAGUGGUCCGGCAGCACCAGCAGAGAGGGAGACGAGGAGCAGCGGAGUCAGGAGAUGCUCAACAGCAACGUAGACUUUGAACGGCCUGUAGCAACUUCCCCUCCACAUGGGGUUGAUAGAGGCUCUGGUCCAUCCCGAGGCCAUAUGAACCGCUGCAGGGUCUGCCACAACUUGUUCGCUUUUAACCACGGUACACAGCGCUGGGAGCGCACCGGACAGUCCCUGAUACCAGAGGAAGCAAGCGGCUCACAGCGGCCACCUAACCCCAGCCCUGCGGAUCAGAGUCCGGCCGCGCUGCAGGAGUCCCAGGCCUCAGACAGCAGACAGCCGGUCCAGCCAAGGCCCAGUGCCGAUGAAGGGGACACGGCUUUCCCUCACGGGGGGGCCGCACUUCCACAGAGGGAACAGGCGGUGGGGUUGGUUUAUAACCAAGAGACAGACCGGUGGGAAAGGGUCUACAGACAGUUUGCCAGUUCAAGUUCAGCGGCGAAUGUAGCACAGGAGGCCUUAAACCAAGAAGUGCCUGACGAAAGCCCCAACAACGAUUUCCUGAGAAGGAGGCUUUUAGAGUCCUCGCUUAUGUCGCUGUCUCGAUAUGAUGAAUCUGGCUCUCGAGGCCAUCCCAUAUAUCCUGAUCCUGUCAGAAACCUGUCUACAUUUACCAUCCGGAAAACACUGGCAAUGCAUGGUUUUAGGCUAUCCCCCGCUGCUUAUUACGCCCAGCGGAUGAUUCAGUACUUAUCUCGGCGGGACAGCAUUCGCCAGCGAUCGCUGCGCUACCAGAGCCGGCUGCGGCCGCUCUCCUCAGACAGCCCUGGAAGCAACCCAUCCCCUUCGAAUGUCAUCAGCCAGGUGGACUUUGAGGAGUUUGAGGAUACCAGUGAACGAGCCGGACCCAGAGCUCCACGCAACGCUCGCAUGUCUGCCCCGUCACUCGGCCGGUUCCUUCCCCGGAGGUUCCUUUUGCCCGAGUACCUUCCAUAUGCGGGGAUCUUUCAUCAUGAGAGGGGCCAGCCUGGCCUGGCUACGCAUUCCUCCGUCAACAGGGUCCUAGCAAGUGCAGUUAUUGGAGAAGGUCAGUCAGCAGUUGCCAGCAACAUUGCCAACACCACUUACCGCCUUCAGUGGUGGGACUUCACCAAGUUUGACCUCCCUGAAAUCAGCAACUCCUCGGUCAAUGUGCUAGUGCAGAGCUGCAAGAUCUACAACGACGCCAGCUGUGACAUCUCUGCUGACGGGCAGCUCCUGGCUGUGUUCGUACCAGGCCAGCGGGGCUUCCCUGACGAGGGCAUCCUGGCCGUGUACUCCCUGGCACCACACAACCUGGGAGAGAUGCUCUACUCCAAAAGAUUUGGUCCUAAUGCCAUCUCGGUCAGCCUGUCCCCAAUGAGCCGCUACGUGAUGGUGGGUCUGGCCUCCCGCAGGAUCCUACUCCACCACACAACAGACCACAUGGUCGCACAAGUGUUCCGCCUGCAACGGCCCCACGGCGGAGAGACUUCCAUGAGGAGAAUGUUUGAUGUGGUGUAUCCCAUGGCCGCUGACCAGCGGAGACAUGUCAGCAUCAACUCAGCCCGAUGGCUCCCGGAGCCUGGCCAGGGGCUUGCCUAUGGUACCAACAAGGGAGACCUUGUCAUAUGCAGACCUGUAGAUGCCCAGUCAGACGGAGACAUCCCAUCUGAGCACAGUGAACCUAUAUUUGUUGUCAACAACAGUGGAGGUGGCAGAACCGCUGGGAACCGCAACAUAGAGCAACCAGGCAGCAGCAGCGCCCCCUUGAGGUCAGAGAGGGACACUGGCCUCAUGAACCCCAUUCGUCUCCGGCUCCAUCACCCCGCCCCCUCGGUGACAUCACAAGGCACUCAGACCCCCGUCCUACAGCUGUUGAAUGCCGGGACACAAACAAACCGGGACCCACCGGUUGUCAGCACCUCCCGGGGCACCCAAUCAACUGAGGUUGGUGGACACCCACAUGAUCUUCCUCCAGGCAGCAGCACAGAGACCCUACCUGAGACGCCAGUGCAUGCCCUGCCAGAGGAUGGAGAGUCAACCGAGGCCACUGCCGAGGCCAGCCCGGCUGCAGUUAACCCUGGCAGCGGGGAGGAUGCCCUGGCACGGAUUUGCAGACUGAUCACCGAGGGCGGGAUGACUGCAGUGGUCCAGAGGGAGCGGAGCACCAGCUUGGCCUCCAUGGGCUGCUUUGGAAACGACAUCAUCGUCAGACACCGCAUCCACCGCGGCUCCCAGACAGGAGCAGAAGCUCAGGCCGUGGGCAGCUGCACCCAGGGGGCAGGCCAGAGCCGUAUUGGUGGUAGGACGUGCCUCUCUCCCCGUCGUGGCAGCCUGGCCUUCACAGAGCCCGGCUCCCGUAUUCUGACGAACCACAGUGUGCGGCUGGGUGAGAAUAGCAGCUCAGCCAUCCUGUUAGACGCCUCUGAAGGCCAGGACCGGACCAUAGCACCACUUCCCUCCCAGUACAUCACCAUCUCCUCUGAUCUCAGCCCUCAGGGGCCCACAGGGGUGGAUGCGGUGCCUGAUGGGACCCCAAUGGACACAGACAAUGUGUUUGAGGGUGCAGGACAUGGAGAUGGGGUAGAUCUAGAGCUACACUCGUCCCCUUCAUCAUCCUCCGCUUCCACUUCUCCGACGCUCUCCCCUGUCACCUCCCCUAUCCGCAACUACAGUGCCGGUUAUAAUGGUGACCCAUACAGUCCAUAGAUGUGCUUUCCAUAUCAGUCUGAUUCUACUAAGUUGACUCCUUGUUCUAGUCUUAUUUCAUAGGCUUCUGGUUAUGCUGGAGGCUUCAAUCCCAUUAAUGAAAUGAGGCUUACACCACACAUCCCUUGCCUGUGCUGUUUUCUGUUCUACAGUAGACCGAAUGAGCCUCGUGUUCUCCCUACGGUUAGGGUUGGUCUCGGUCUUUGAUGUGGAGUUCCUUUCUGUACUCUGACCUUGAUCUGGGACUUGUCAUUUUCCCAUUAGAGUGCAAGGUCCAAUGCUACCAUUUGACCAUUCUGUCGGAGGCAUGGACCUGAAUUGCUCAUUUACAAUCAAGGUUAAGCUCAGUGGCACCUGUGACCACAAUCGACUUUCAUUGAUGCACGUUUACAAACCAUGCCCCUUAGUUCAGUACCAACAAGAAGCUGAUACGCUAUACUGAGUUGAAGCACAUUUUAUAAACAUUGGUAAAAUUGGAUUGUGGAAUAUUGAUAUGUUUUAUCUUGUGUAUAUGCAUUUUAAUUUAUUCAGUUUUAGAGGUUCUAUUUUACCCUUUGUAAUUAUAAAACAAAGCCUUAUGAGAAUUCAGGCAGGCAGGACUACAACAGUGUGCAUACAACACUGAAACAUGUAGGUAGCUUUUUCAUACAGUUUUUCAUACAGUUCUGCAUUUUACCAACAAACCGAAAAACUAUUUGAUUAACAAAAGGACCUUGGCUUGUAAUAUUUUCUGUUAUGGUAAUUAUUGAUUAGAAUAGUUUGCAAAUGUUUUGGAACCAAGAAAAUGUAAAAUCUCUUGUACUGCAUGUGAGUGUAGCAAUACGAGGAGUAGAAUGGAAAUACAAAAUGUUGCAACAAUAGGUUUUCCAGAGAAUACCAUAGCCAUUUUCUAAUAUACUUUAAAUGCUUGAUUUAGUAAUGGCAGGGUUCAAUACACAUGUUAAAUCAGCAUGUAGCUUAUAAGUCCCAGAUGCACAGCCUCUUCCAAACUUGUUUGGAAACACUCAAAUGUUUGUGCCAAUUGUAAAAGCAUUUUAAGUGAAGCAUUUUUACUCUUCUACGCUGUCAGGUUGUCAUGCCAUGACUUGUGGUCAUUAUCUUUAAACAGUACGAUGCCUUCAACACCCACUUUGGUUUGAUGAGCCUUGUCAUCUAAGGUUACAUGGAAUUUAAAAAAGAGCUGUUGCUUUGUACAUUCAGAAGGCUGUCUUUAAAAUGCCCAGUUUGCCUCCAACUAGCCGCUUCAAUGCCUUGGGGGAUUGUGUUGUUGUGACAGAAAAGCAGUUGGAGGUGCACAGGGGUGAUGCAAACAGCAUUCUGAGUCACCACAUGAGCCGUGCUCUUUAGGUUUCAAUGGACUUUGUGUGAUUUGAAAAGCUUUGUCAAGACUCUCCUAUUUAAAAUUGUUGUAGCAGUAAUUUCCAUUUUACAUGUUCAUAGUAAGUUGGGGUUUUUGAUAUUGAAAUGAAAGGGUUUUAUUUGAAAUUGCAGCUCCUUGCUUUGUCGGUUGCUAUUUGGUAUCUUUGGGUAUGAAAAUUAAGUUGUUUUAUUACCAACCGAUUUACUUAUCUCUCAGCCACAUUGACAACAAUUCACAGUUGGCCCAGUUGCCUGACACAGUCUGUCUCAAAGGAAUACAGUGGUUGUGUAUCUGUUGAAUUUAUUUAUAUUUUAAAAUGCUAAUUGUUAUAGAAAAUGAAAUACCAACUUGGUAAAAACAAAACUUUGAAAAAAAAGUUGAACAAAAACAUACUUCCUCUUAGUCAUGUGGUGGACUGGGGUCAUACUUGUGAACAUUAGAAAUGUUUAAGUUCUAAGUUUAGUCAUGUACAUUAUUAUAUGCCAAUGCAUUUAUUAGGCUCUGUAACCUACACUCAUGCAUUUAAAAUCAUCCACUUCAUCUGUCAUUUUGGGGAGAGGACUACAGUUAUUGGGGAUCUAUAUCUGUUCAUUCGUACCCAUGUCACGCAUUGUAUCUUUAUAUACCAGUUGCCUGAUUUUGAAAUCUUGAUUUGUCUUGCUGUGUUGCAAACACUGUCAAUACUCAACAUAAGAACACUGAAAUCCACCAGACGUUGGAACCAGAUUUUAACUGGCUCAUAAUGAAAUCUCUGGGUCGGUUUGAUUAACUGAUAACAUUUGGCACACAUGCUCAGGGAUAGGAGUCUCAGAAACCACUGUACAAUUUUGGAUUUAAGUGUCCCUCGUCAGAUUUCUAUACCCCAGAAAUACAGCUCCGGAAAAAAUGAAGAGACCACUGCACCUUUUUCUUUCCUUUCCAAAAAAGUUGAUAAGGAAAGUUUUGAGUAAGGAACAGAAGAGUUACAUUUUCUGGCGCUGUAUAUGGCUACUUAAUGCUGUAUACCACCUGGCAGUAGUAGUUGUGAAGUCCAUAAAUUAUUUCUGUUUGGGCAGUCUUAAACUGUGAAUUUGCAGUUUUGUUAAAUACAUUUUUUCUCAAUAUUGAGAAUUGAUUACCCAAAAUGUCAAUAUUUAUACUGUAUGUUAACGGCAUUUGGAUUUGGCUCUAGCAAAGUAAAUAUAAUUUAAAGAAUUAGACAAUGUAGGCUAAUCAAGCCUGACUCAAAAUACAACCCCCCUUUAAGCUUUUUACGUGGAUUUAAAUGAAGGCCCAUUUUGUUUUACUUCUGUUGAAAGCAGUACCAUUUACUAAUCAAUACAUCGUUUAUAACUAGUCUAAUAACUUGCUGACUGGAUGAGAAUAUCCACAAAUGUGUGCGCACAGGGCUGUGUGCUCUGAUCUGAGCUCUGUCUGAAAAGUGCAUCCACUUGCUGUAGGAAAGACCACUUGCUCGUAGGCUACUGUCAAAAUUAUUUCUACUCCAAUGCACUUGGUCUGGCUUUGCCUCCAACAAAAUCACACAGUCAUUCUUGGAGACUUUUGGUUGCAUUGAAAGUGACUGAUAUUAUGUGGAUUUUUUCUCAGAAAAACACAGAUGUAUUUUAUAUAGCACAAACUAAUUGGAGAACCUCUUAUCUAGACAUGAUUUCUCUAAAAGCACAUGGAUAUAGGAGACAUGCACUCACUAUUGAUAUUCACUCUGUUUAAGAGUGUCUGCUAAAUUAUGUCAAUGUGAAUAUGUGUAAAAUGAAACUCAUUUUAACCUUGUCUUUUAGUGACCUAAGGUGGUCCUGCUGCCCCCGGUGCUCACACUGCCCCCGGUGCCCGCGGUACUCACACUGCCCCCGGUGCUCACACUGCCCCCGGUACUCA
Molecule: messenger RNA, 8161 nt
Organism: Esox lucius (northern pike)
Lineage: Eukaryota; Metazoa; Chordata; Actinopteri; Esociformes; Esocidae
Gene: ambra1a
Product: autophagy/beclin-1 regulator 1a
Exons: 20
Coding region: 634-4926 (1430 amino acids)
Biological process (GO): autophagy
Cellular component (GO): intracellular membrane-bounded organelle
Molecular function (GO): protein binding
Source: RefSeq, a predicted model, not a curated record